AUGGCCGGACAAGUGUCACCGGCCUCGGAGAUGGUAUCGGGUUGCGACUCGCCCUCAGUGAAGCAGGAAUGCGUAGCUUCCCCCGGAUCUGCACCUGGCCCCGGUGCUGGGUCGGGUGCUGGUGCUACGGCGACUGCAGCACCAACGACAGCAUCAGCGGAGCCUGCAAUGCCUGGCAAGAAACGAGCGAGCACAUCCUCACGAGGAGUCGCUAACCUCACGGCGGAACAGCUGGCGAAGAAACGGGCGAACGACAGAGAGGCACAGCGGGCUAUUCGAAAGCGGACGCGGACACAGAUCGAGUUACUGGAGCAGAGAGUGCGUGAACUGACUUCGCUACAACCAUAUCAGGAUUUGCAGGAAGCCCUGCGGCAGAAACACAUGCUACAAGCAGAGAAUAAUGAAAUCAAGCGAAGACUUGCCUCUGUCAUGGCAACUCUCCAGCCGAUUCUCAACCAUCAGUCGGGCUCACUGGCAUCGACAAUACCACCCUUGAGCCCUCACAGCGAGAUUCCACCCCCGAGAGCCCACGGGCCCAGUUCCACUCCCCAUACAGAUAUUCCUCCAACUCCACCGCCGCAGCCAGACUACCCAGGUUCUCAGCAUCAGGGACCACUGCAGGGAGAACCAUCUGACAGACGCCUACGGAACCCCGCGAGCGCUGAAUCUACAAACGGCGCUGGUACCUAUGCGAGCUCUCCUGCAACAAGCGUGAGUCCGUCUCCGUCAGCCUCCAGCCAGGUACAUAGUCACCGACAAAGCUGGCACCAGAACCCUCCCACUCGAAAUCCCGACCAUGUAUGGCCACCACAAAACCAACUCUUUGACUACCAAAAGCGCAAUCUUACGCAUAACUUGGAGCUUUCGGGGAACGGCGAGCGAUUGGGGCUGAACUUCCUCCUGGAUUCGACUCAGAACGUCCCCAAAAUCAACGACUUCCGCCUUACUGCUACCGCUUCUUCCACCAAUGGACCCUUGUCCUAUAACAGUCGCUUGAACGCUCCCUCAUACGGCGAUUCAGGCAUGUGUCCGCACUCCAUACCCAUCCGAAAUGUCGAGCCUACUUGUCCCUUGGAUGGCAUUCUUCUUGAUUUCCUUCGUACCCGGCAACGAGAAGCAGCCGAAGGUGUCCCGAAUAAACAGCUUGUUGGCCCUCCUUACCCCAGUGUCUCUUCCUUACUGAACCCGGCCAAAGGAAUUUAUUCACACCCGCUUUCAAAGGUUUUCACCGAUAUUCUCAGCAAGUUUCCAAAUAUUUCGAACCUCCCGGAGCAGGUAGCAGUUUUAUACGUCAUGUUUCUACUUAUGAGGUGGCAGAUAUACCCAACCCGUGAGAACUAUGACCGUCUUCCCGAGUGGAUAACACCACGGACGUCACAGAUCGUAACACCCCAUGCGGCCUGGAUCGACUACCUGCCAUGGCCACGUAUGCGGGACAGAAUGGUUGCUUCAUAUUCGGACUAUGACUUCUCCAACUGGUUUAUCCCGUACACAACGGGACUCAGUCUCAACUGGCCCUAUGAACCAACCGAUACCCUUCUAGCCACAAAUGACUCCGAUGAGCUAAUAAUAAACCCCGUCUUCGAACGGCACUUGCGUGACCUGAACAAUUGGUCUUUGGGGACCCUCUUUGCAAGUACAUACCCCCAUCUAGUUGACACAACCAAGAUCAUUCCUGAGUCCAAUUCUCAGAACAAGAGCCGAAAUAACGGCGCUUGA
Molecule: messenger RNA, 1719 nt
Organism: Nannizzia gypsea CBS 118893
Lineage: Eukaryota; Fungi; Ascomycota; Eurotiomycetes; Onygenales; Arthrodermataceae
Exons: 1
Coding region: 1-1719 (572 amino acids)
Source: RefSeq, a predicted model, not a curated record